Messenger RNA from Paramecium octaurelia, 620 nucleotides. The record is from the annotation of a GenBank genome assembly. Lineage: Eukaryota; Ciliophora; Oligohymenophorea; Peniculida; Parameciidae.
UUCAGCUAUUCAAUGGUAAAUUAAUCUUCGAUUAAAACUUAUGUAUAUAAGAUCUCCUUCUAAUUUAACAAGAAUAGAUAUUUAAAUAUUGCGAUCGACUUCCUUAAUUAACUUUUCUUCAAUUAAACUCUGAUUUAGUUAAGAAAUUAAGAGGUAACAAAAAGGCUGUCUCUUAUGAUUUAGUGGAACUAAAACAUUUGAUGAAUUUUGUAGAUGCUUAGUACUAAUUGGAAAUAGACUUUGAAAAAAUGAUUAACCUUGAGUUCUUAUUCUCUAUGAGAAUUGUUCCUCUUAAUAAAAUGCAUCUCGCUAUCCCCCUCUAGGGAUAGUUUAGGCCUAUUAUGGUAAUAAGUCCUUUUAUCAAACUAUUUGAAUGCCAUUAUGUAGAAAGAUAUUAAAGAAUUUGUAUGGAUAAGAUUAAUGCUUCCCAUAUUGGUUUUAUUUCCCAUAUGGGAUGUUCGCUCCACAUAUCUGCCCUAGUAAGAGAGCUGUAAUCUUAGGUGAAAAAAAAUACAGUUUUUGUGCAAUUAAUUAGUUAGCUUAAAUAAAUUCCUACCAAUUAGACAUAUGACAUAAUUAUGGAACUCUUUUAUUAAGCCACAUUUUGAUUAUGUAACACC